Aspergillus ruber CBS 135680 is the source of this 1623-nucleotide messenger RNA. RefSeq lists its product as uncharacterized. The record is from RefSeq and is a predicted model, not a curated record. Bases 1 to 1623 code for a protein of 540 amino acids. Lineage: Eukaryota; Fungi; Ascomycota; Eurotiomycetes; Eurotiales; Aspergillaceae. The transcript is spliced from 2 exons.
AUGGACGCCCAGUACCCCUUUGCUUCUCGUGACGAUAUUUGGCGGGUUUUCGACGAACUGAAGGAUCUUCACGUCGCGCAGUUUGAGCAGGCGGAGCGGAUUGCGAGGUUGGAGCGCCGGAGGGACGAGGAUGCGAGACUGCGGAGUGCUUGGGGACCAGUGUCGCCUUUUUUGACUCCUAUUGGGGGGCCUGUUGCCGUAGAGUCAGCGUACCACUCCCCAACCGACGCGUUCAAAGGAUUUGAUCAAGGGCAACACGGCGUUAUGAAUACUAUGGAUGCGGAAGAGGAACCGAGGCGAGGAACAUCCAGGGCAAACAGUGUUCGGUUUGAUGAAAGUGCGAUUCACGGGUACUAUGGUCAAGCCAGUCGGUCCACCAGUGAGCUUCCGCUGCGGACCGGAAGUGGAUUGGCAAGCUUACCGUUGUCGGAACGUUCCUUAUCACAUCGGUCUGAUGGAAGGUUGAGCUCGUCCGGCCAGUCCCAUCAUUCCGCGCGUACCAACAGUUUAGGUCUGGAGACGACCAGUCGGAUGAUGAGUUCGUCGGCCAGUGAUUCACCUCUCAUCCCUCCGCCAGGUCUCUUUCUGUUGGGCCCGGUACCAUGCAUUAUUCGCUGUUGGUUGACUACGAACUUUUCCAAUGAUUCUCUCCUUUAUGCCGCUGUAUGUUCAGGCUCCUACAUGUCGUCGUUGGGCUACCCAAUGGUACGGAAACUCGGUUUGGAGGGUUUGAUGACACAGGAGGAAGAUUCCCGUUUCAUUAAACUGCCGUUAUAUCUUCCGGAAGCGAGCGUGCAUCAGACGUCAUCUCGUUGCAGUAGUCCAGAACCGCAGCUGCCGGCAUUAACCAUUCGAUUCCUUGUGCGCAACGUUGAUCCAAACGACCAGUCUAUUCAGAUCGUGCUUGGAAGCGAUGUUCUUCGUUCACACAAUGCAGAUAUUCUCUUCUCACAAGACAAGAUUAUCAUCGUGGAUGAUGAGAGGAAUAAGGUCUCCAUACCUCUUGUACGGCCGGAAAACGACUCCGUCUUCAGAUCUCUUUCCACUGUGACUGAUGCCUCGCGUGUUGAACCUUUGACGCGUUUAAGACAAGAGAGCGAACCACAGACUAACGGACAUGCCCCUGCUGGUGUGAUUGGCCAGCCAACAGUCAGCACCAUGCACCGACAGUCAAUAUCCGUGCCUGCUUCCGCCAGAGACUCCGAGGGAGAGGAAGAGCGAAAGCUCCCUAGCCGCCCUUCGACAUCGCAUCAAGCCGGCGAUACUAGCUACCAGCAGGGACCAAUCAAGCCAGAAACACCCACUGAAUCUCAACCCAACACACCUACUGCACCUGGCGCUCACGUCUGGGGAUCCUGGAGACGUGAAAUUAAACCAGACUCGACCGCUUCUACGCCAGCGACAAAGCCAUCACGGGGUCGUACAAUGAAAGUCCUCCGUCCUACAAAAUCUUCGACGCGAAUGUCGACACAGGGCGGUACGGAUACCUCCGCAGAACAACAGAGUAAUAACAGCCAGAUUCAGUACCAGUCCGAGAAUAAUCGGUUGAAUAAGCAAUGGGGAUCGAAUCCUGUUGGAGGCGCAUCGGCGUUUGGGUGGUUGAAUCCGUCACAGCCGAGGUAG